CUACAUACAGUUGUGGACAAACAUCGUCGCGAUAGUUAUUUAAAAAAACAUUAAUAUAAAAUUACAGAUUUUAAUUCAAUUUAAUUUCAUAAUUUAAGUCUAUACAAUCUAAUCAAAAAUGGGUCAAGGCUACUCCUCCGAACUCGAAUCCUCCAUCGGGCAUUCCUUCCAGGAUAAAAAACUUUUCGAGGAAGCCACGUCACACGAUUUUAAACGUCUCGAACACUUGGGCGACGCCGUCAUCAAAUUUGUCGUCACGAAUUAUCUCUUCCUCACUUAUCCGAGCCAUACUGAAGGCCACCUUUCCAAAGAACGUGACUACCUCGUAAAUCGAAACCGACAACAAGAAAUUGCCGAUCUUCUCCAGUUGGAUAGAUUUGUAAAAUUGCACCAAUCUGGAGUUGGGCGUUGCGAUAAAUUACUAGAAGCGUUAAUUGGAGCUGUUUAUGUCGACGCGGGCGGUGAGGAUGGUGGAGGAUACGUGGCGGCGAAAAAAGUCAUCUAUAAACUUUGGAGGUUUAAAGGAAAUGAGCCGGUAGGUCAUGUUAGGUCAUACGAUUCCUUGGUCCUGUUGAAAUAAGGUUUUGUGUAAAAUUAUUAAAUGUUUAGUAUUUAAAACUGGACAGGAAUUUAUUCCUUAUUGCAAAUAUUUAGUUCUACAAAUAUAGUUUAUGAGGACGAAACAAAUAAAUUUAGGAUAAUUAUUAUAUAUGUUCAUAAUUAUAAAA
Messenger RNA from Folsomia candida, 728 nucleotides. Its product is annotated as ribonuclease 3-like. The record is from RefSeq and is a predicted model, not a curated record. The transcript has 2 exons. Bases 119 to 580 code for a protein of 153 amino acids. NCBI's taxonomy places the organism in Eukaryota, Metazoa, Arthropoda, Collembola, Entomobryomorpha, Isotomidae. Gene Ontology annotation, biological process: RNA processing. Gene Ontology annotation, molecular function: ribonuclease III activity.